Messenger RNA from Actinia tenebrosa (Australian red waratah sea anemone), 2160 nucleotides. Its product is annotated as JNK1/MAPK8-associated membrane protein. The record is from RefSeq and is a predicted model, not a curated record. Gene Ontology annotation, molecular function: ubiquitin protein ligase binding. Lineage: Eukaryota; Metazoa; Cnidaria; Anthozoa; Actiniaria; Actiniidae. Gene Ontology annotation, biological process: response to unfolded protein; ERAD pathway. Gene Ontology annotation, cellular component: membrane.
AAGAAACAGGAAAACCUUUUUACGAUGUGAGUACUUUCAAACAUCGGAAACGAUUCGUAAAAUGACGAUCAUUAAUCGAUUGUACGGAGUUAAUUGGAUCCAGUCUCUUAUCUGCUUUUUUCCAAAUCCAAGAUGGCGACUUUAAAGUCGUAUCUAUUUUGAAAUGUCUUGAGUUCCUGGUCUGAAUUUGUCUAAAUGGAUCCCUAGAUUGGAAUAUUAAAGUCAAUGUUUAGUCAACAAGAUGACUAAAAAUUAUAUUUGUCAAGUUUUAGAGUGAAUUGUAUUUGUAAAUAGGCUUUAAUGGACGGAAAAAGUUCGUUGUUGUUGUUGGCAUCAGCCAUAAUCUUGUUACAGAGCACUUCUUCAGGAGAGACCGAGUCAUGCCCAGGUCGAUACUGUGGAAGAACGAUCGACGAAGCGAGCGGAAAGAUUUCAGAAUGUGGUGCCUGUCCAAGAGGAAGCAGAAGUAAUGGUACAUUCUGUAACAAAUGUACAAAUACCCUUCAGAUGUAUGAUUGGUCGUACUUGGGUUUUACCUUUCUUACUGCUCUUGUACUACACUGGUUUUUUGUGGAUUACUUUUCUAAAAGAUCCCAACAGGCAAUAAUUAUUCUCUUUGCCUGUGGAGCCAUAGAAACAACAUGUGCUGCUUUUUUCACCCUUCUUUUGAAUGAACCAAAAGGAACCUUAAGCCUCACUUCCUGUUCUUCAGAACAUCUUUCUGACUGGUAUACAGUGUUCUACAAUCCCAAGCCAGACUACGUCAACACUAUACACUGCACUAAUGAGGCAGUCUAUCCCUUGUACACUAUUGUUCUAACAUUCUACGCCAUAUGUGUUGCUAUGCUGUUAGUAAUACGACCUCUGAUGUCACACUACAUUUGUGCAGGCCAGGGCUUAUCUUCUAUUUAUGCUGGCAUGUACUUCCUUCCUAUUUUGACCGCAAUACAUGCAAUACUUGGUGGAUUGUUGUAUUAUACCUAUCCAUAUAUCAUUCUAGUAUCAUCAGUCCUUAGCACUGCCACUGUCUUGGCUAAGAACCACAUUACGGGGUUCCGUCAGCUGCUUGGAAGCAAGCGCCUUGUUGCAAUCAUGAUUGGUCAUUGGCUUCUCCUUGCCUAUGGUUUACUUGCGCUAACACAAGUUAGCAAACCAGUGGUACAUGGCCCCAUGUUUUUUCUUGUCACUACUCCUGUCAUCUUCUACCUGGCAACUUCAUCUUUGACAGAUCCCUCUAAGUUUAAGCGCUAGGUAACUCCUAAAGUCUAGAACAAGACACAAGUGUUGCAUUUAGCACUAGUGGCAAAAAUGUUUCAAUGGAUGUCACUGUUAGCUUCUUUCCUUAUGACAAAACUAUAUAAUACUUCAGAAAAAUCAGCCAAAAAAACCAGAUAUUCUAGUCAAUAGUAUACUACGGCACAAAUGUUGACUUGUAAUAAACUCCUGCCAUUACUAGCAAGGUGUUCACUAUGAAUUUCCUUGUACACAGGCAUCAAGGAAGAAGAGCUCAACUUUGUAGUUUCCUUGUUAUUACCAAUAACAUGUUCACAGUGAAAUUCAUUGCACACAAUAUUGUGCACAAAAUGUGGACAUGAUAAAAGUUGGGAAAUUUGAGAAAAACGAGAAAACAAAUGCAUUUCUUACUUUUAGUGAUUUCUCAAACCAUUGCUAUGAAGAGAUGAAAUGUUUUUCAGGAGUGGCAGAGCCAGGGGAUGGGGGGAUGGGGGGCUUAAAAAGUGCUCUGCCAAGGGCCUUACUCAUGCUGCAGCCAUGUUUAUGCUCAUGAGAAUUAAAACCUUUGUUUAAACCAAAUAUAUUUAUUCUAAAGCACUUGAAUGCGAGGCUACAAGUGAGAAAAUCUAUUGUCCAGUCCACUUGGCUGCYGAGUGAGUAAAGCCCAUCCCUGUUUUUGCUGUAUAAAAAUAAUGAUAAAUAUACAAACUAUAAAAUGUGAAAUCGUGCUGAUAGAAGCCCAGAACUAUUCUUUCCUUACUGAUUUUUGAGUAGGUAACAAAAGAUGACAAAAACUACCACAUCUUUGUUUUCUGUAUUACCUUCUUCGUUAAGGUUUACCAGAUUCAAGUUAGUUGACAAAAUAAAGAAAUUAUUGCAACUCAAAAGUAUCAGAGUAAAAAAAAAAAAAUCAGAGUGAUUCAACAC